AACCCAUCCCGGCAGCAGCGGCAGCACGAUGUCUGGCAGAGGCAAGGGCGGGAAGGGGCUCGGCAAGGGGGGCGCCAAGCGGCACCGCAAGGUGCUGCGCGACAACAUCCAGGGCAUCACCAAGCCGGCCAUCCGCCGCCUGGCUCGGCGCGGCGGCGUGAAGCGCAUCUCGGGGCUCAUCUACGAGGAGACGCGCGGCGUGCUGAAGGUCUUCCUGGAGAACGUGAUCCGCGACGCCGUCACCUACACGGAGCACGCCAAGAGGAAGACGGUCACGGCCAUGGACGUGGUCUACGCCCUCAAGCGCCAGGGACGCACCCUCUACGGCUUCGGCGGCUAAAGCUCUCCGCUCCCGCACCAUUUCGAGAACCCAAAGGCUCUUUUAAGAGCCACCCACAAAUUCCCUUUAAAAGAGCUGUAUUUCACGUCACGCUAUUUUCCCGAGUCGCCGCGGUAUUCGUGUUCCCUUCCUCUCCGCGUUCGCGUCCUCCCUGUUGCACACACGCCACCCCCACCCCCUCACUGCGUUUUUGCUGCCCUGGUGCUGCAACCGGAGCGCCGGGCCUUGCGGUUGGGCUCCGGGUUCCUGGGGCGCCCGCUGCUGCGUCACCCCCCCCCCCCGCGCAGCUCUUUAGCUCCUUCUCCUUCCCGGCAGCCGCUUUCGGCUGGAGCUCGCUGGGGCGCUCCGCCCUGCGAGGCGGGCGGUUCUUCGCGAGGCACUUAGCGGCGGUGCCGGGAGGUUACGGAAGCCGCCGGGACCCGAGGGGCGACCCUCGUGCCUCUCCUCAGCGGCUUUGGCCUGGGCCGACACGGGCCGCGGGAAGGCCUCCCCGCCCCCGC
Molecule: messenger RNA, 840 nt
Organism: Phalacrocorax carbo (great cormorant)
Lineage: Eukaryota; Metazoa; Chordata; Aves; Suliformes; Phalacrocoracidae
Source: RefSeq, a predicted model, not a curated record